GGCGGCGGAAGCUGUAGCGGCGCGCAGUGGGGCGGCCCGCGACGAGGUGCUGCAACUUUGUCGCCUCGGACCGCACCCGCGGCAGUCGCAGCGGGGACCGAGAAGAGGGAGACAGCGGCAGCAGCAGGGGCGGCGGCUGUUCCCGCCCGCUCGGGCCGUCCGGUCCUCGGAGCCCAUCUUUCUUUCACCGUUCCGGGCCACCCCGGGUCCCCUUUCUCGCCCUAUGUCCCGCAAAGCGAGCGACAAUGUGGAGUACACGCUGCGGAGCCUGAGCAGCCUGAUGGGCGAGCGUCGUAGGAAGCAGCCGGAGCCGGACGCGGCGAGCGGGGCGGGGGAGAGGAGCCUCCUGGCGGCCGAGUCCACCGCGAGCCUGCAGAGCGCGGGCGGCGGGAGCGGCGGGGCCGGCGGCAGCGGCGGCAUCGGCGGCAGCGGCGGGGACCUAGAGCGCGCGGCGCGCAGGCAGUUCCAGCAGGACGAGACUCCGGCGUUCGUGUACGUGGCGGCCGCCUUCUCCGCCCUGGGCGGCUUCCUGUUCGGCUACGACACCGGCGUGGUGUCCGGGGCCAUGCUGCUGCUCAAGCGGCAGCUCAGCCUGGACGCGCUGUGGCAGGAGUUGCUGGUGUCCAGCACUGUGGGGGCGGCCGCCGUCGCGGCGCUGGCCGGCGGGGCCCUCAACGGGGUCUUUGGCCGCCGCGCCGCCAUCCUCCUGGCCAGUGCCCUGUUCACCGCCGGUUCGGCUGUGCUGGCCGCCGCCGCCAACAAGGAGACGCUGCUCGCCGGGCGGCUGGUGGUGGGAUUCGGCAUCGGUAUUGCUUCCAUGACUGUACCGGUGUACAUUGCAGAGGUUUCACCCCCCAAUCUAAGAGGCCAAUUAGUCACCAUCAAUACCCUUUUCAUCACAGGAGGACAGUUCUUCGCAAGUGUUGUUGAUGGAGCCUUCAGCUAUCUCCAGAAGGAUGGAUGGAGGUAUAUGUUGGGACUUGCAGCAAUUCCUGCAGUUAUACAGUUCUUUGGCUUUCUCUUUUUGCCUGAAAGUCCACGGUGGCUAAUUCAGAAAGGACAGACACAGAAGGCUCGUAGAAUAUUAUCUCAGAUGCGUGGUAAUCAGACAAUCGAUGAGGAAUAUGACAGCAUCAAAAACAAUAUUGAAGAAGAAGAGAAGGAGGUUGGCUCAGCUGGACCUGUGAUCUGCAGAAUGCUGAGCUAUCCCCCAACUCGCCGAGCUUUAAUUGUGGGUUGUGGCCUACAAAUGUUCCAACAGCUCUCAGGCAUUAACACCAUCAUGUACUACAGCGCCACCAUCCUACAGAUGUCUGGUGUGGAAGAUGACAGACUUGCAAUAUGGCUGGCCUCAGUUACAGCUUUCACCAAUUUCAUUUUCACACUCGUGGGAGUCUGGCUUGUUGAGAAAGUGGGUCGCAGGAAGCUUACCUUUGGUAGUUUAGCAGGUACUUUUGUAGCACUCAUUAUUCUUGCCUUGGGAUUUCUGCUCUCAGCCCAGAUUUCUCCUCGAGUCACUUUCAAACCUACGGUUCCAUCAGGUCAAAAUGCUUCUUGUACAAGAUACAGUUACUGUAAUGAAUGCAUGCUGGAUCCAGACUGCGGUUUCUGCUACAAGAUGAACAAAUCAGCUGUCAUUGACUCAUCCUGCAUUCCAGUUAACAAAGCAUCUACCAACCAGGCUGCCUGGGGCAGGUGUGAAAAUGAAACCAGGUUCAAAACAGAAGAAGUGUUUUGGGCUUAUAAUUUCUGCCCCACUCCCUACUCCUGGACCGCGCUUGUGGGGCUCAUUUUAUAUCUGGUUUUCUUUGCACCUGGAAUGGGACCAAUGCCUUGGACUGUGAAUUCUGAAAUAUACCCACUGUGGGCUAGGAGCACAGGCAAUGCAUGCUCAUCUGGAAUAAACUGGAUUUGUAAUGUUGUGGUUUCACUGACAUUUUUACACACCGCAGAGUAUCUUACAUACUAUGGAGCCUUUUUCCUCUAUGCUGGGUUUGCAGCUGUGGGACUUGUUUUUGUCUAUGGCUGUCUUCCUGAAACCAAAGGGAAAAAAUUAGAGGAAAUUGAAUCUCUCUUUGACAACAGGCUAUGUACAUGUGGCGCAUCUGAUUCGGAUGAGGGAAGAUACAUUGAAUACAUUCGGGUGAAGGGAAGUAACUACCAUCUUUCUGACAACGAUGCUUCUGAUGUGGAAUAACUUUCAGCUGAUGAUAGUUGCAUAUUUAAACAAAUGUAGGGGAGAAGAACAGCAAUUGGUGACCUCACAACCUGCUCUAACCUGGUUCUUUCCAGUCUCAUGAUGAAUGACUUCAUAUUCUAGAAUAUUUGAUAGAAGGAAAAGUCAAAGUACAAUCAUAAUAAUGAAAUGUAAAAAUACUUAUAGAGAUUUUAAUCUAAUAAUUCUUAAGCAAAUGUGUAUAAUUCCUUCCUGAGGUAGUCUAAACUGAAUAUUGUAGCCAGUGACUCCAGUGGUACCCUUUAUUCCUAAGACCAUAUAUAAUUAUUAGUGGUAAUAACAAGUCAGUGACAAUCUAGGCAGAUUACCUAUGUAUAUGUAUAACAAAUGUUUGGGAUGGUCCAAGGGUGUUUUAUGUCCAAAACAUGGCUGAUUGGCCCUAAAUUUUUCUCUCUUCUCACCUGUUAGAAAGUAAUUCCAUUUAAGCUUUCAUCAACAAAUUCAUACGUGUCCUACCAGGCCACAGCUGUCCUUGCCAUUGGGUUCUCUGUUUGAUUUUUCUCUCUCUCCAACUCAGAUACUGAGUUCUUUAGAGCCUGACUCCACACAGGGUCUUUGAACAUUAUCAGAAGCAGGUAUUCUAGGAAUUAUUUUCAUACUUUAUUGCAUCAUAUAUUUACACAGAUACACUAGCACGUUUUGAUAAGAAUAUUUUAUUGUCAGAGCAAGAAAGAUGAGAUUUUUAUAGAUUCCUCAUUCAUUAGUCACUUAGGAAUGCAAUUAUAACUGCAAAAUAGCACCAGAUCUAUAACUGUAUUUCAGGGUGUGUUUUUGUUCAUGCCAAACUCAACACAUCAGCUCCUCCUCUCCUGUGCCUUCAUUGGUGUUAUGUAGAUGGAUCUUGGCAGAUUAUUUUUUCUUUUGUUUAAUCAAACAGUAAUUUCUGCAACAAAAGAGAUGGAAGAAACCAGUGCCCGAAAUAGUUCUGUAGUUCUUGAUGUUUAGUUAAAACCAUUCCACUUAUUUUUCUUGGGUUUUAUUAGUUCUUCCUAAGAACCGUGUCACUUUUCUGGCCUUGACCUUCUUGUAACUCUAGAAAUAUAAACUAGCUUUUAUUUUACAUACCUUUUCUCAUUUUCUCUGACAUUUGCCAAAAGCCCAAGGUACAUAAAUUUGUUUCCCUUUUUUCUCAUGGUUGGUUUUUUACCUUGUCUAAAAAUUGAUUGUUCUAAUAUAGCACAUCCAUAAAAAAUGUUGACUUUUCCAACGAUGUCUUUCCGAAGUGUUGACUGAUUUCUGUAUACAUCAUGGAAUUCAUAAUUCUUGUCAUGGUGGUUACUAAAUUCACAAAAUCAUUUGCUAAUUCUCACAAAAAUGUGAAUGAAUGUUCUGUGGCAGAGAGGAAUACACCAGUUGAUGUGAUUUAAUAUGCUCUAAACAUGUAAGAAUAAGGUACUAUCAGUAUUUGAUAAGUGAAAAGUGCUUUAGCUGGUCCCCAAGAUGCUGUGUUCUUCUCAAGUCUCACUUGUUCCUAUCACAAUUUGAAGGCUGGGAAUUCAGUCAAGCAAGUUUCACCAGAGUACUUAACUAGUCACUUUCGUGCCCUAAAUAUCCUUCAACCAAAAAAAAAAAAAAAAUGUUUUCUCUGUUUGGUCACUCAUGUUUUAAUGUAGUAUUUUAGAGGUUUCCCUUGAGUUAGGUGCUUUGACAGUUGAUUUCUAAGAGGAUAUUAAUGUUUCUUGCCAGAAAAACAGAUAGAAUUUAACAGAGUAAAUUAUUUCUUAACCCAUGAGAAAUUUCUUACUCGUAACAUUUCAUACAGGUAAAGUGAAAAUGAGCUAUUAUGUGAUACAAUCAGAAUAUUGUGAAUAAAAAUAUACUUGAGAGCAGUAAAGUGCUCUAAAAAUUUAUUUUCCUGAUUUGUUCAAAUAAUUGCCUCAAUUCCUCUCUUUAUCCUAGCCUUAAUAUUCUUACCCUGAGCUGUGCUAUUACUGCACAUCAACUUUAUUAAAGGAGCAACUGGACUCACUGUUUCUUAAGGCAGAACGUGGCCUGCUUUCCCUGACAUAGGAAAUGAGGUUUUCAGGUUUCUAUUUAUCAAUGUGCAUAACAGGGAAAAUGAGCCUCAGUCCUCCUAGCUCCGCCCCACAUUCACAGUGCUGUUAAGAUUCUGCAUCUCUGCAGGACAUGACAGGCACAGCAUAAAAAUUAUAACUUUUAAAAACAAAACUUGAAAAGGAGCCUUAUAGAGCAUUAGGGUAUUUGCAGGUGGG
Messenger RNA from Perognathus longimembris pacificus (Pacific pocket mouse), 4449 nucleotides. RefSeq names its product solute carrier family 2 member 13 (gene Slc2a13). The record is from RefSeq and is a predicted model, not a curated record. NCBI's taxonomy places the organism in Eukaryota, Metazoa, Chordata, Mammalia, Rodentia, Heteromyidae. The transcript is spliced from 10 exons. Gene Ontology annotation, cellular component: membrane. Gene Ontology annotation, biological process: transmembrane transport. Gene Ontology annotation, molecular function: myo-inositol:proton symporter activity. Bases 224 to 2197 code for a protein of 657 amino acids.